Messenger RNA from Maudiozyma barnettii, 789 nucleotides. RefSeq names its product MBL fold metallo-hydrolase. The record is from RefSeq and is a predicted model, not a curated record. Lineage: Eukaryota; Fungi; Ascomycota; Saccharomycetes; Saccharomycetales; Saccharomycetaceae. The transcript has a single exon. Bases 1 to 789 code for a protein of 262 amino acids.
AUGACUGUCGAAAUUUCCUAUAUUGGUGUUGCUACAACAAUCAUUAACAUUAAUGGUGUCCGUUUCCUAACUGAUCCAUGUUUUGAUGUCCCUCAAAAAUAUGAUAUGGGAAUUGCUGUUCUAGAAAAGACGAUCGAUCCUUCUAUUAAAAUCAAUGAAUUACCUCCAAUCGAUGCAAUUUUAUUGAGUCACGAGGACCAUCCAGAUAAUUUGGAUACAAGUGGUAGAACUUUAUUGCAUGGUCGUCAUGUUUUCACUACUAUGGAUGGUGCCAAGAACCUUGCAGGUAACCCAGGUGUAUUAGGAAUGAAACCAUGGGAAAAGACAACUAUCGAACUUCAAGGUCAAAAAUUUAUUAUUACUGCAACACCUUGUGUACAUUUAGAUGGUGGUGAAGUUGUUGGCUUUGUUAUUGAAACCGAAUCCUUAGGAAAAGGUUCAAAUGGAAAGCCUAAUGUCGUUUACUUCACCGGAGAUACUAUUUAUUUACCAGAAUUGAAAAAGAUCAAAGAACAAUACAAUGUUAAAGCGGCAUUAUGCAAUGUCGGUGUAGCAACUGUACCAGCUAACGAGAACCAUCCUGAACCAUACAAGAUUACAAUGGACGGUAAGGACGCUGCUGUAUUAGCUAACGACUUAGACGCUAACUUUAUUAUCCCGCUUCAUUUUGAAGCUUGGAGUCAUUUUGCUCAAAACGAAGAUGCAUUGAAGAAGGAUUUACAAGAUUCUGGCGUUAUGGACAAAGUUAUUUGGUUGCCAAAGAAUGGUAAGUCAGUCAAUAUUUUUUAG